GAAAAGCUUCAUAACGGUGGUUACGCUCAAGCUUUAACGUCCAUGCUGCUCACCAGCGCCCAGAUCAUAAGCAAAUACUGUUUGCCUACACAUUCCCGUGAGUUGCCACAUGUGACGAAGAGCAUCGACGCGUUUCUCGACGUCUUCUCUCCGUCGUGGAGCUUCGCCGAGACUUUCUCGAAAUCUGGAAGUCUGCAUCUAAUGCAGUACGUUUCCAGCAAGGAACCAAGUCGUUCAAUGGAUCCUUUCUACCGUCGCUAUUUAUUUAAUCGAACCACGUGGUUCGCAGCUGAGCGACGAGAUUUGGACGCCGUUAGAUGGCUGGUCGAGAGUUUUUUACCUCAAGAAUUCUUGACUAAAGUAGUAAACGGCGCAGCAGCGGGAGGUCACGUGAAGAUUCUGCAGUGGUUAUUUGACAAAUGCUAUGACCGUGCAUGUUGGGGAGGAAUUGAAAUGUGUAGAGCUCUAAUUAACGAACAUUUUGAAGCUGUCGAGUGGUUAAAAAGGAAUGCUCCACCUCGACGUGAAUGUAUGAACGAAAUUAUGCAAGCAGCAGGAAAAGCAGGGAACGUGGAUAUCAUUUGGUGGUUAUAUGAAGAGCACGGCGUUGAUGCAGAAGAUGCACUGUGGAGUGCACAGAUGGAAUCGAAGUACGACACAGCUAGGUGGAUAUUUGAGAAUUGCGAGAUGGAAUAUCCGACGAUCGAUUGGCAAGAUGCUGCUCGAUGCGGAGAUCUGGAGUUCCUAAAAUUUGCAUAUUCUCUUGAAAUUGGAUGCCCCAAUAAAGACGCGAUGCACGCAGCAGCGGCUUCUGGUCGUUUAGAUGUUCUAGAGUGGCUCUACUCUGAAGUAGGUCUGCCACUAAGGAGUGAGGCGGCGAGAUAUGCAGCGAGAAAUGGACAUCUACAGGUGGUAAAAUGGUUCAAAGAUAAUGAUUGUCCAGGUUGGGAAAUAGGAAUUAUGAACGCUGCGGCCACCGGUGGACACCUAAAAAUCCUUAAAUGGCUACGUGAAAACUGCAAUGAUGAAUGCAAUGUAUCGACAAUGAAUCGAGCGGUCAGAGGUGGCUACGUAGAUGUUGUGAAGUGGUUGAAUGAUAACUACACUAUCGGCGAGUUAUCAGCUUUUGUGAUGUAUACUGCGGCUCGGUUGGGCCACUUGGAAGUUGUCAAAUGGCUA
Messenger RNA from Phytophthora nicotianae INRA-310, 1179 nucleotides. RefSeq lists its product as hypothetical. The transcript has a single exon. The record is from RefSeq and is a predicted model, not a curated record. Lineage: Eukaryota; Oomycota; Peronosporomycetes; Peronosporales; Peronosporaceae. Bases 593 to 748 code for a protein of 51 amino acids.